AUGUCGACUGUCGCAGACGACCUCCUCAACGAUUUUGGAAGCUCAGGCGAUGAGGUUGAAGAAGAGCUCAACGAUGGUCUCAUCAAGGAUGAAGAGGCAACCGCCGGCAACCGUGACGCCAUGGAGGUGGAUGGCGGCGCUGAGAGGAAGGACGACGAAGAUUCGGAUGGUGGAUUGAACGACAGAGAAGAUUCCGAAGCAACAAAAGUAAAGGUCGAGAAGAUGCAACUUGGAGGAGUAAAGGAUGUUAGAAGCGUUGCCAGCCUCAUGCAAACGCUCGAACCAGUUCUCGAGGUUAGUACUACCCCCUUCAGACCGAGCCGCAUCAACGGCCGCAUCUUGAUGGACGAUUCGUUUACAUCAGUUCUUUUGACGGAUAGCCCUGACGUAUUGCCUCGAACGCUACAGAGAAUCGCACAUUACCGAUCGCAAGCCGCGACGCAGAAUACCAAUGUCGGAAACAUUGAAGAUCAUCCCGAGUAUCAUCUUCUGACGCAGUCCAACAGCCUUUCAACCCAGAUCGAUGGCGAGGUUGUCCUCGUUCAUAAGUUCAUUCGCGACCACUACUCGACGAGGUUUCCUGAGCUCGAGCGACUUGUUACCACGCCACUAGAAUAUGCCAAGGUCGUUGCCAUCAUCGGAAAUGGUCCGUUGGAUUCGGAGAGUAUCAAGGCUCUGCAGACUUCGACUAACAACCCGCUUGGAAUAACACUCAAGUCCGUCCUUGACGGGCCGUCACUCAUGAUAGUGACGGUCGAGGCCACCACAUCAAAGGGCCACGAGAUGACACCCGAGGAGCUUCAGCGCGUCUACAAGGCAUGCGAUAUGGUUAUUGCCCUCAACAAGGCCAAGCAGACUCUCGCCGAGUACGUGCAGUCGCGCAUGAACAUUUUCGCGCCAAACCUGACAGCCCUUGUUGGUUCUCUUACGGCCGCCCAACUCCUCAACGCGGCAGGCGGACUGACAGGUCUCUCCAAGACGCCUGCUUGCAACAUCGCCUCUUGGGGAUCCAAGAAGAAGCACUCGGGGCUUGCUACGAAUAUAGGUGUUCGGCAGCAGGGCUACCUUUACAACUCGGAGAUGAUCCGAGGCAUUCCUACCGACUUGAAGAAGCAAGCCUUGAGAAUCGUGUCGGCCAAGCUAGUUCUGGCUGCCCGGGUUGAUCGCACACACUCCAGUCCGGAUGGGUCCACAGGGGAGGAGCUCAAAUCAGCAUGUCUUGAGCGCCUUGAGAAGCUGACAGAGCCACCUCCCAACAAAGGACAGCGUGCGCUCCCUGUUCCAGACGAUAAGCCAUCCCGCAAGCGAGGUGGACGACGUGCUCGCAAGGCUAAGGAGGCUCUCGCUGUGACUGAUCUUCGUAAGCAGCAGAACCGUAUGGCAUUUGGCAAGGAGGAAAAGGAGGUCGGAUAUGGUACUGGCGAGUCAACUGUUGGGAUGGGCAUGAUUGGUCAGUCCAACGACGGCCGCAUUCGCAGCACCCAGAUAGACCAGCGCACACGCGCAAAGCUCAGUGCCAAAAACAAGGGCUGGGGCGGAAACAGCACCGUGGGUGGUGCUGCGUCGUCUAUCGGUGGCUUUGGCCAAGCAUCCAACAUUGAUCUACGAGGGCGCGGCUUACGAGCGUCGGGAGUUGGCAGCACCAUCGGUUCAGCAACCGGCACAGCAUCAUCUUUGUCAUUCACGCCCGUCCAAGGUCUGGAGCUCGUUGACCCCAAGAUGCAGGCAGAGCUCAGCAAGAAGCGCAAGGCCGAAGAGGACCGUUGGUUCAAGGGCGGCAGCUUCACGCAGGUCGGAGGGUCGUCAGAUGGAAGCGUUUUCAAGGUGCCGGCGCUCCCAGCAGCCAAACGUGUCGAUACAGGCGCAACCAAAACGAAUACCUCGGGAUCAAAAUAA
This is a messenger RNA of Fusarium tjaetaba, 1896 nucleotides long. Its product is annotated as U4 u6 snRNP-associated protein. The record is from RefSeq and is a predicted model, not a curated record. Gene Ontology annotation, biological process: mRNA splicing, via spliceosome; spliceosomal tri-snRNP complex assembly. The transcript has a single exon. Gene Ontology annotation, cellular component: U4 snRNP; U4/U6 x U5 tri-snRNP complex; precatalytic spliceosome. The coding region runs from base 1 to 1896 and encodes 631 amino acids. Lineage: Eukaryota; Fungi; Ascomycota; Sordariomycetes; Hypocreales; Nectriaceae.